Molecule: messenger RNA, 534 nt
Organism: Solanum tuberosum (potato)
Lineage: Eukaryota; Viridiplantae; Streptophyta; Magnoliopsida; Solanales; Solanaceae
Exons: 2
Coding region: 1-534 (177 amino acids)
Source: RefSeq, a predicted model, not a curated record
AUGAAUCUGUAUCAGCUAGUUUUUGGUAAAUCUUGCCAUCUACCAGUUGAAUUGGAACACAAAGCAUUAUGGGCAUUGAAAUCUCUAAAUCUGGACUGGACAAAGACUUCAAAGGAGAGAGUAGAGCAGAUAAAUGAGUUGGUCGAAUUCAGGUUCAAGGCUUACGAAAGUUCAGCCCUUUACAAGGAAAAUAUGAAGAAAUGGAAUGAUUCUAAAAUCCUUAAAAGGGAGUUCAGAGUGGGAGACUGGGUAUUACUAUAUAACUCUCGACUUAGACUCUUUCCGAGAAAGCUCAAGUCCAAAUGGUCAAGGCCAUUUAGAGUGACGCGAGUGUUCACAAAUGGUACCAUCGAAGUUGAAGGUCAAGAAGGACCUGUAUUCAAGGCGCAAGAUCUUGUGCGAGAAAAAGAUGCUAUUGGCAGAUCGCCGAAUCCAUUCGGCGAGCACGAUAUAGUCCUCCUUAUGGACUUAAAAAAUGGAGCUAAGAUACUGGAAUAUUCGGCGGGAGACCUUCACCACUCGGCGAAUCGUUGA